Messenger RNA from Plasmodium berghei ANKA, 1455 nucleotides. Its product is annotated as meiosis-specific nuclear structural protein 1, putative. The transcript has a single exon. Lineage: Eukaryota; Apicomplexa; Aconoidasida; Haemosporida; Plasmodiidae. The record is from RefSeq and is a predicted model, not a curated record. Bases 1 to 1455 code for a protein of 484 amino acids.
AUGAAACGAUAUAAUGAAAAAAAUAUCAAUGCAAGAAUCCAGAGAGAGCAACAAAAUGAAUAUGCUCGUGAAAGAAUAAGAGCGGAUAUGAAACUUGACAACUAUAGUAGGAUUCAAGGCAUAUCUAUCGAUAAAAAUGAAGCCACUCAAAAUAAAAAAAAUGCUGAAGAGCUAAUAAAAGAAAACUAUGUAGAAGCAAAUGAAUAUAGUAGCAAACGAGAAGAUGAUUAUGCUAUGUCUGUUAAUUUUGAUAGUGAAAAAAUCAAAGAGGAACGAACCAAAAAAUGUCAAUUAUUAAAUAAAAAGCAGAAAGAAGAAAAAGAAAUUGCUGAUAAAAUUUUGAGAGAAAAAGCAUUGCAACACGCUUUACAAAAUGAUGAGGGAUAUAAAAGAUUAAAAGGAAAAUUAGAUGAAAUUGCAACAUUAAAAGUUAGAGAAAAUCAAAUAAAAGAUGCCCAAAUAUUAAAAAUAAGAGAAAAAGAAGAAGAAGAAAACAGGAUAGGAGAACAAAUGGAAAAAAUUUUAAAAAAAGAAGAAAACGAUGAUGAAAGAAAAAAACAAAUAAAUCAAGAAAAAAUUAUGGAAACAAAAAAAGAGCUACAAUAUCAAAUUAAUGAAAAUAGUAAGAAAAAGAAGGAAAAAUACUAUAAAAAUUUAAAAGAAAGAAGUAAUAUGGAUAAUAUUGUGAAAUCUUAUCAAGAAGAAGAAAGGAAAAAAAAAGAAGAGGGUAUAAUAAAACAGAAAAAAUUGUUAAAAGAAUUUCAAGAACAAAUCGAAUUAAAAAAUAAAAAAAAAGAAUUAGAAAAAAAAAACGAAUUAAAUGAAGAAUUAAAAAACAAUGAAUAUAUUAAAGAAAGAGAAAAUCAAAUGAAAAAUUUCCACAAAAAAAAAGAAGAAAAAAGUAUAGAAAAACAAAAAGUUGUUAACGAAUUAGCACAUAAAGAAUAUUUAGUGCAUAAAGAAAAAGAAAACAUAGAUGAAUUAUUAAAUAAAUUAUAUAUUGAUGAACAUGAUUUUAAAGAAAAACAAAAAGAAAUUCAAGAAAAUGAAAAAAAAUUACAACUCAAAAACGAAAUGUUAAAGCAAUUAGAAAAAGAUGUUAAGUUAAAAGAAGAAAAAAGACAGCAUGAGAGAGAAGAGGAUGAACAAAGAAAAAUCGAAAUUUUGGAAGAGAAAAAAAAAUUAGACAAAAUUGAUCAAUAUACUGAUAAAAAAAGGAAAGAAAAGUUAUUACAAUACAGAAAGGAGAUUUAUGAAGCCUUCCAAGAAAAAAAAGAAGCAGUUAAAAAUGAAAGAAUACAAGAAGAACAGGAAAAACAAAAAAUUAUACAAGAGCAAGCAUAUUAUGAAAAUUUAAUAAAUCACGAAAAAGUCAAGCUUCUAGAUAAGUAUAGCAAGGACAUACUAAAAAAAAUGCCAGAGCAUGAAUACAACAAAAUUAAGAAUACAAAUUAA